AUGACCCCAGUCGAAGAAAUUAUUAAAAAAGACAUUUUCCGGGAGACACCUCUCAGAUAUUUAGGAUAUGCCAACGAGGUUGGAGAAGCCUUCCGAUCGCUUGUAAAACCAGUCGUCGUCAAAUUUUCGUAUGUCGUCGCCUUCGGAUAUGUUGCAGCCGAUUCGAUAGAUAAGGGACUGCAGGAAUAUAUUAAGACCCAUUCGACUAGCACCGAAAAGACCAAAAAGGUUGCGAUAGCCGCUGUGGACACCGUGUUAUGGCAGACAUUUGCAUCAGUCCUGAUCCCAGGAUUCACUAUAAACCGCUUUUGUUUCUUCUCCAACUUGCUCCUACAGAAGUCUACAAAACUGCCAACAAACAUGAGAAAGUGGACAGUGACGUGCUUGGGUCUUGCAACAAUACCGUUUAUUGUGCACCCCAUCGACUCAUUUGUAGAGGAGGCUAUGGAUAAGACUGCUCGAAAGAUUUACAAUGAACCAACAAUUUCCAACAAAGAGUAGAAUUCAUGUUUGUUUUUAGAUUUUCUAGUAAUAUAGUUCUUAUUGUUCUAGUCACAUUUUGAUCACUUUGUUUCAGGGUUGCCUUUCUAUGAACAAUUGUUUUGAUU
Messenger RNA from Caenorhabditis elegans, 608 nucleotides. It is a transcript of the gene mtp-18, whose product is annotated as Mitochondrial fission process protein 1. Gene Ontology annotation, cellular component: mitochondrial inner membrane. The coding region runs from base 1 to 501 and encodes 166 amino acids. NCBI's taxonomy places the organism in Eukaryota, Metazoa, Nematoda, Chromadorea, Rhabditida, Rhabditidae. The record is from RefSeq and is marked reviewed. The transcript has 3 exons.